CUCUCACCGAGUAGUGAAUUACUGGAAUUCUGUACUAGAAUACAUAAUAUUCACACCUCUUGGUAUAUUCAAAACAAGAUUUGACCUCCACAGUGUUAAAGACUGCAAGGAUUAACAUAGGUCGAUAGACCUCCUAUCCUUAUUACCGAAGAUAGGAGACAGAACCAUUUGAUCAACAAAGUUUUAGUGUUUCUCUACUUUGUGACAGAUCGAAACUCUGCGUUACAAUUCGACGUCAUGAUAUCUAUGCAAGACGUAAGAGUAUGGGCAGAAAAACACAAUAUGUAUAUGGAUUUUGUGGGUCAGAAAAAGGCUGAGAAAUUUAUGAACCUAAUGAUUAUUACAUUUCUGAUCAUUGCAUUUCCAGUCGGAUAUUACAAACAACAGUUGUCUGACAGCGUUUUAAUAUUAUUGUUCGGCUGUCUACUCACGGCUGUUGCUGUACUACCACCGUGGCCAUGUUACCAUAAAAAUCCCAUUGACUGGUAUCAUGAAGAAACUAAAAGCAACAAAAAGACAGACUGACUUUCAAUUUAUGUCUUCCAAUUCCUCUGUUAUUUUACACUUUUAUAAGUAACUAAUAAAUUUGAUUUCUUUUGAGAUCAA
Messenger RNA from Schistosoma spindalis, 606 nucleotides. The record is from the annotation of a GenBank genome assembly. Lineage: Eukaryota; Metazoa; Platyhelminthes; Trematoda; Strigeidida; Schistosomatidae.